GCCCACAACUCUCUCCUCUCUUAAACGCCACUAGUUCGCACCAGAGUGCAAGCAAAUUUUCUCUCUUCCCAAACAGAGCAACCAAUUUUCUCUCUAGUUUUCUGGGAUUUUCUUGCAUUUUCUCGGGUGAUUCGCUAUUCGGGUUGAUCGAGAAGAUGACUGUGGAGGAGACCCAGGUGGCUGAAGUGGUGGUUGUUCCUCAGGAGGAGGCGGAGAAGGUUGUGUGUGAGCAUGAGAAGGUUGUUGAGGGAGAUGAUAAGGUGAAGGAGGUGGAAGAGGCGGAGUCGAAGACGAAAAUGGUUGAGAGGAGCUCUUCUUAUAAGGAAGAGAGCAACUAUCUCUCCGAUUUGAAGGAGUUCGAGAAGAAGGCGUUGAACGAGCUGAAAUCGAAGCUGGAGGAGGCCAUUUUGGGCAACAAUAUCUUCAAGAAGGAGGAGCCAAAGAAGAAGGAGGAGCAGAAGGAAGAGAAAAAAGUAGCAGAGGAGGAAGAGAAGAAGGAAGAGAAAACAGAGGAGGCAGUGAAAACGGAGGAGGUAGAAAAAACAGAGGAGGUAGGAAAAACUGAGGAUGUUAAAACAGAGGAGGAAGAGAAGAAUGAAGAAAAAGCAGAGGAGGUUUGUGAGACAAAGACAGAGGAAGUAGCCGAAGAGAAAACCGAAGAAGGCGAACAAGAGAAGAAAUCGGAAGAUGGGUAUGAAGUAGUAGACACGGAUAUCUCUCUUUGGGGAGUGCCCCUAUUCCCUGGGAAGGGUUUUGAGGGCACUGAUGUUGUGCUCUUAAAGUUCUUGAGGGCUAGGGAGUUCAAGGUCAAUGAGGCUUUCGAGAUGCUGAAGAAAACCCUUCAAUGGAGGAAGGAGUCGAAGAUCGAUUCGAUCUUGGACGAGGAUGUCUGUGCUGAUUUGAGCUCUGCUGCUUACUUGAACGGCGUUGAUCGCGAAGGCCACCCCGUUUGCUACAACAUUUUUGGGGUUUUCGACAAUGAGGAGCUUUAUCGGAAGACUUUUGGGAAUGAGGAGAAGAGAGGGCAGUUCCUGAGGUGGAGGCUCCAGCUGAUGGAGAAGAGCAUCCAGAAGCUGGAUUUGAGGCCUGGUGGUGUCACUUCUCUGCUUCAGAUCAAUGACCUCAAGAACUCGCCCGGGCCUUCGAAGAAGGAGCUCAGGAUUGCCACAAAGCAAGCUGUUGGGCUUUUGCAGGACAACUACCCUGAGUUGGUUGCCAAAAAUAUCUUCAUAAACGUUCCUUUCUGGUACUAUGCACUCAAUGCUUUGCUAUCUCCUUUCUUGACUCAAAGAACCAAGAGCAAGUUUGUCGUUGCUCGCCCGGCGAAGGUCACUGAAACCCUUCUCAAGUACGUUCCAGCUCAGGAGAUUCCUGCUCAGUAUGGCGGCUUCAAGAGGGACAACGACAGCGAGUUCUCUGCCGAAGAUGGCGCUGUUUCGGAGCUUAUCAUCAAGGCCGGAUCCACUGGAACCGUACAGAUUGAUGCAGCAGAGGUUGAUAACACAUUAGUGUGGGACUUGACUGUUUUGGGAUGGGAAGUGAAUUACAAGGAGGAGUUUGUUCCCACUGAUGAGGGGUCAUACACCAUUAUUGUACAGAAGAAGAAGAAAAUGGGGUCUAAUGAAGGCCCGAUUCGCAACACUUUCCGAAGCAACGAACCUGGGAAGGUUGUCCUGACAAUCGAGAACAAUUCGAGCAAGAAGAAGAGGGUUCUGCACCGGUACAAGGCCAAGAAGUGCUCCACAUUCUGAGAGAGAAAGAGAGUUGAACUGCAAAAGAAGGUUGCAAUGCAAGUAAAUUGCUUGAGAGAGCAUUAUACAUAGUAGAGCUUAUUCUUUUAGAGUGAGGCAAUAAUUGGUUGAGGAGAUAGAGAAAGUGAUGAUAGUUCAUUCUUUUGGAGGAUCAAUGUGAUUCUGUAAUUUGAUAUAUGUUUUGAUGUGUAUGGUUUUGCUUUGUGAUUUUCAAUUUGGCUAAGACUUUGAGAGUGAAUAUAUAUAUUGGCAAUUAUUCA
Pyrus x bretschneideri (Chinese white pear) is the source of this 2011-nucleotide messenger RNA. RefSeq names its product patellin-4. NCBI's taxonomy places the organism in Eukaryota, Viridiplantae, Streptophyta, Magnoliopsida, Rosales, Rosaceae. The record is from RefSeq and is a predicted model, not a curated record. Gene Ontology annotation, molecular function: lipid binding. The coding region runs from base 156 to 1751 and encodes 531 amino acids. The transcript is spliced from 4 exons.